Molecule: messenger RNA, 603 nt
Organism: Rhipicephalus sanguineus (brown dog tick)
Lineage: Eukaryota; Metazoa; Arthropoda; Arachnida; Ixodida; Ixodidae
Product: putative nuclease HARBI1
Exons: 2
Coding region: 1-603 (200 amino acids)
Source: RefSeq, a predicted model, not a curated record
AUGGAAAUGCUGCCGCUGCACCCAAGAGACAGCGAACGCGGCCACCCCGUUCCGCCCCUGCUCCAGCUCCUUAUCGCGCUGCGAUUCUACGGUGCUGGAACCUUUCAAGUAGUUACCGGGGGCCUUGUGAAUGUGUCGCAAGCAAGCGUAUCACGCAUCAACGAACGCAUGUCAAGAAUGAUAGCCGACACAUUGUUCCCGCAGCUUGUGAAAUUGCCCAACGCCACUGAAGCGGCCGUGGUAACGGAUGGGUUUGAUGCCAUUGCCGGUUCCCCUGGUGUAAGUGGGUGCAUAGACUGGACUCAUGUGCCCAUGAAACGUCCUGGUGGCGAAGACGCAGAGGUCUUUCGGAAUCGAAAGCGCUACUUCUCAAUCAAUGUCCAGGCAAUCACAGGGCCUCAACUUCAUUUUUUUGAUUUGGCGGCCAGCUGGCUGGGCUCAGCUCACGACAGCAAGAUACUCGACAACAGUUUGGCCAGAGUGCAAUAUGAGAGAGGAACUGUGCCUGGUAUCCUACUUGGCGACAAGGGGUAUCCCUGCAGGUCCUAUCUCCUGACUCCAUUUAGUUACAGAGGCACGAAAGGCAGCCCUCAGCACAAGUGA